AAGAUUUGGAAAAUCCUAUUAAUAGUAUAGUCUGCCUAUUUUCAGAGCAAAAAAUAAUAAUAAUAAAGUAAAAUAGUUUCUCUCAAUGACCGAUAUCCCUCAAAUGGGAAAACUUGUCAACAAUUUCCAACAUUCCCUUGAAGGAAAUAAAAGAAAGAAAGAGAAAGAAACAAAACGAUUCCUAGGAAAAUCUGCGAGCUUGUUUCAUUUAUUUGUACCCUGAACAGCAGUGUCAUAGAACUGACAGGUUGCUUCAGCCAACCAGACUGGAGCAGCUGCGUGUGCUACAUCUUGGCAGUCGGAAGCGAUUGGCUCCUCUCUGGGGAGUGGAGGGUGUUCAGUUAUUAAUGACCGCUGAGCAGGCAGCACCAUGUCAGUGUGACAACUGAUCUGGUGAACGAUGCACCACUAACCACCAUGGAAACAAGGAGAAAGAAAGCCAGCUCGGACUACCUCUCUUCACUGGAUUGAGAGUCUCAGCCUGCCGACCGAGAGAGUUCUGGGGGAAAGAAGGCACCCUGCUGCAGCCUCCUGCUUCCUGAAUGGUUUAGAAUCCACACAUCAGGCAAUGUGCAUGUGUACACAUCUCCAGUACAUAUUUGUGUAUACUUUAUUACACACACGCACACACACACGUACCGACUUACUUCCAGGCAAGGAGACAGCCAUGUGAUUAUCUCAGCCGGAGGGACUGAGGAAUUCAGCACGCAGGGACCUCGGAGGUAGUCCAGCACUGAAACUGCUUUUGCAAGCAUUAUGCUGCUAUUCCCCCAAGAACUGAACCAACAUGGAAUUUGAAUGGUAUACUCCUAAAUAAAUGAAUUACUCAAUAUCCUAUGACCAUCUAUACACAUUCCAUCCUCAAACAAUACAUCAGUGUUCUAUCAUUAAGGAGAUAACAACCUUCUUUUCUCCACUAUGCAUGACUCUUCUCAGCAAUGCAGUUGUGGCACACCUACUUAUUUCCAUGAAGCAAGUCUCUGCAGUUCAAUGGCAUUCAUCAUUUGACAAGUAUUUUCUUUAUCAAGGAGUACCUACCGAACUUACUGGAAGCAACUGUGAAAUCAUCUUGGUCCCAUUACAUUUCUGAGGAAGAAAGCUAAGAUGAAGGACAUGCCACUCCGAAUUCAUGUGCUGCUUGGCCUAGCUAUCACGACCCUGGUACAAGCUGUAGAUAAAAAAGUGGACUGCCCACAAUUAUGUACAUGUGAAGUCAGGCCUUGGUUUACCCCCAGAUCUGUUUACAUGGAAGCAUCUACAGUGGACUGUAAUGAUAUAGGUCUCUUAAAUUUCCCUGCUAGAUUGCCUGCUGAUACACAGGUUCUGCUCCUACAGACGAACAAUAUUGCAAAGAUUGAGUAUUCCAUAGAAUUUCCAGUUAAUCUUACUGGCCUGGAUUUAUCUCAAAACAAUUUAUCUUCAGUCACCAACAUUAAUGUAAAAAAGAUGUCUCAGCUUCUUUCUGUGUACCUAGAGGAAAACAAACUUACUGAGCUGCCUGAAAAAUGUCUAGCUGGACUGAGUAACUUACAAGAACUCUAUAUUAAUCACAACUUGCUUUCUACGAUUUCACCUGGAGCUUUUAUUGGCCUACAUAAUCUUCUUCGACUUCAUCUCAAUUCAAAUAGACUGCAGAUGAUCAACAGUAAGUGGUUUGAUGCUCUUCCGAAUCUAGAGAUUUUGAUGAUUGGGGAAAAUCCAAUCAUCAGAAUCAAAGACAUGAACUUUAAGCCUCUUAUCAAUCUUCGCAGCCUGGUUGUAGCUGGUGUAAACCUCACAGAAAUACCUGAUAAUGCCUUGGUUGGACUUGAAAACUUGGAAAGCAUCUCAUUUUAUGACAACAGGCUUAUUAGAGUGCCCCAUGUUGCUCUUCAAAAAGUGGUAAACCUCAAAUUUUUGGAUCUAAAUAAAAAUCCAAUUCACAGAAUACGAAGGGGUGAUUUUAGCAACAUGCUUCACUUAAAAGAAUUGGGGAUAAAUAAUAUGCCCGAGUUGAUAUCCAUCGACAGUCUUGCUGUGGAUAACUUGCCUGAUUUAAGAAAAAUAGAAGCUACAAAUAACCCUAGAUUGUCUUAUAUUCACCCAAAUGCGUUUUUCAGACUCCCCAAGCUAGAAUCACUCAUGCUGAACAGCAAUGCCCUCAGUGCCCUGUAUCAUGGUACUAUCGAGUCUCUGCCAAAUCUCAAGGAAAUUAGCAUACAUAGCAAUCCCAUCAGGUGUGACUGUGUCAUCCGCUGGAUUAAUAUGAACAAAACCAACAUUCGGUUUAUGGAGCCAGACUCGCUGUUCUGCGUGGACCCACCUGAAUUCCAAGGCCAGAAUGUUCGGCAAGUGCACUUCAGAGACAUGAUGGAAAUUUGCCUCCCUCUUAUAGCUCCUGAGAGCUUUCCUUCUAACUUGGAUGUAGAAGUUGAUGGCUACAUCUCCCUCCACUGUAGAGCCACUGCAGAGCCACAGCCUGAAAUCUACUGGAUAACACCUUCCGGUCAAAAACUCUUGCCCAAUACUCUGACAGAGAGGUUCUAUGUUCAUUCAGAAGGCACUCUGGAUAUAAGUGGCAUCACUCCAAAAGAAGGGGGAUUAUAUACUUGCAUAGCAACCAAUCUAGUUGGUGCUGACUUAAAAUCUAUUAUGAUCAAAGUGGAUGGUUCUUUUCCCCAGGAGAGCAAUGGAUCUUUAAAUAUUAAAAUAAGAGAUAUUCAGGCCAAUUCAGUUCUAGUGUCUUGGAAAACAAGCUCUAAAAUUCUCAAAUCCAGUGUCACAUGGACAGCCUUUAUCAAGACGGAAGAUUCUCGUGCUGCCCUAAGUGCUCGAAUACCCUCUGAUGUCAAAGUAUAUAAUCUAUCUCAUCUGAACCCAGCUACUGAGUAUAAAAUUUGUAUUGAUGUUCCCACCGUCUAUCAGAAAAAUAGAAGACAAUGUGUAAACGUUACCACAAAAGGCCUGGACCCUGAUGGAAAAGUGUAUGAAAAGAGGAUUACCACUACACUUAUGGCCUGCCUUGGAGGACUUCUAGGGAUUAUUGGUGUGAUGUGUCUUUUCAGCUGCUUCUGUCAAGAAAUGAACUGUGAAGGUGAACAUAUCUACGUAAAGAAUUACUUGCACAAACCAACCCUUGGGUUCACUGAGCUUUAUCCUCCUCUGAUAAACCUCUGGGAAGCAGGCAAAGAGAAAAGUACAUCUUUGGAAGUGAAAGCAACUGCCAUAGGUGUGCCAACAAAUAUGUCCUAAAAACAACCAACUAAACCUACUUCAAAGAAAAACUCAAGACUGCAGCUGUGAUUUAAAAGAUAAUAGGCAGAGAAAUAUUAAUUUCUAGACCAGGUGGUUAAAUUUCACCAGUGCUGCUCUGGCCAAUGGAAAUAUGUACAAGUUCAGCAAUUUAAUUAACUGGCUUCGAAGGGUACUAUGGCAACCAAAUGAAAUAAUUCCAUUUUCUAGGACUUUCAUGUAACUUUUAUGUCUGGACUCCAGUUAAAGUGAACAAAAACAUUUCUGUAUUUUUUUUAAGUAUAUAAAGGUAGUUGAACUGAGCAAUACCUCUCCUGUGUUGUAUUACACACAUUAGCCACGAGUUUUUGCAGUGACCAGAUAAACUUGAAUUGACACGUGGUGUAAUAAAAAGGACAAAUUCUGUAGAGUAGACACAGUGAGUAUGUGGACCUUUUUUAUAAGGAAAAAUACAUUUUGGAUUAAAAUCAA
Molecule: messenger RNA, 3702 nt
Organism: Perognathus longimembris pacificus (Pacific pocket mouse)
Lineage: Eukaryota; Metazoa; Chordata; Mammalia; Rodentia; Heteromyidae
Gene: Lrrn3
Product: leucine rich repeat neuronal 3
Exons: 2
Coding region: 1105-3231 (708 amino acids)
Molecular function (GO): protein binding
Source: RefSeq, a predicted model, not a curated record